GCCGCUCGCGCGCGGGACGGGAGGCUGAGCCCACCCUGCGGCGGCGGCUGCCGGGCGAGCCAUGGGCACGGUGCCGUCCGCGCUGAAGCACUGCCUCAGCUACCAGCACCUCCUCAAGGAGCAGCUGUGGAUCGCGGAGCCGCCCGCGGCCGCGCACCCCGCGCAGGAACCUCAAGCAUCUGGACUGCCUGAGUACAUAAAGAUUGUAGAAGUUGGGCCAAGGGAUGGAUUACAAAAUGAGAAGGUGAUAGUCCCAACUGAUAUAAAAAUUGAGUUAAUCAACCAGCUUUCCAAAACAGGCCUGCCUGCAAUAGAAGUGACCAGUUUUGUUUCAUCCAAAUGGGUGCCUCAGAUGGCUGAUCACAAAGAAGUAAUGAGGGGCAUUGAUCGGCAUCCUGGAGUCCAGUAUCCUGUUCUCACUCCUAAUCUUCAAGGUUUUCAUUCUGCUAUUGCAGCAGGAGCUACAGAAGUCUCGGUAUUUGGCGCAGCAUCUGAAUCUUUUAGCAAAAUGAAUAUUAAUUGUUCAAUUGAAGAAAGCAUAGAAAGGUUUGAAGAAGUCACUAAAUCUGCAAGGAAUAUGAAUAUUCCAGUGCGUGGGUAUGUGUCCUGUGCCUUGGGAUGCCCAUAUGAAGGAAACAUUGUACCAGAUAAAGUGGCAGAAGUAUCUAAGCGGCUGUACAGCAUGGGCUGUUAUGAAAUCUCUCUGGGAGAUACAAUUGGUGUGGGGACGCCUGGAAGUAUGAAAAAAAUGCUGGAAGCUGUUAUGAAAGAAAUUCCUUUGAGUGCUCUUGCUGUUCACUGUCAUGACACUUAUGGCCAGGCCUUAGCCAAUAUCCUCACAGCCAUGCAGAUGGGAGUUGCUGUGGUGGAUUCAUCUGUUGCAGGACUUGGUGGUUGUCCCUAUGCAAAAGGUGCUACUGGAAAUGUAGCCACAGAAGAUGUGAUCUACAUGUUGAAUGGUCUUGGGAUCAACACAGGAGUAAAUCUUUGUGCCGUGAUGGAAGCUGGAAACUUCAUCUGCAGAGCUUUGAACAAGAAAACAAACUCAAAAGUUGCACAAGCUUCCUUCAGUACUGGAACUAUCAAUUAAAUGGAUUUUUCUUUUUGCAGCUUGAUUACAUUUUCCAUUUACCUUGACCAAGAACAUUUGCUUUAGGAAAAGAAACAAGAAAACCAUUGCAUCAAAGAAACAAAAUAGAACCAAUAUAUAAUUUUUUUUUUUUUUUAAAGGGAAAAGUUAUUGUACUGUACUGUCUUGUCAGGAAUUGUCUGAUUU
Pyrgilauda ruficollis (rufous-necked snowfinch) is the source of this 1276-nucleotide messenger RNA. RefSeq names its product 3-hydroxymethyl-3-methylglutaryl-CoA lyase like 1 (gene HMGCLL1). The transcript has 9 exons. The record is from RefSeq and is a predicted model, not a curated record. NCBI's taxonomy places the organism in Eukaryota, Metazoa, Chordata, Aves, Passeriformes, Passeridae. Bases 62 to 1090 code for a protein of 342 amino acids. Gene Ontology annotation, biological process: ketone body biosynthetic process; L-leucine catabolic process. Gene Ontology annotation, molecular function: hydroxymethylglutaryl-CoA lyase activity. Gene Ontology annotation, cellular component: endoplasmic reticulum; cytosol.